CCUGACUGAAGUAAUUCUGACAUGAUGUGAAUGCAGGAUUAUUUUAUGACUAGUUUAUUCCUUUGUCACAGUUCCAGAGGGUGCAAAUCUGAAUCUGGUUGUGUGUGGGAGUAACAGAGAAUUAAAAACCUUCAUAUCAAACCUGAUCCUGAAUCAGAGCGAGAGAAGAUCAGAGCUCAGCUCAGAGUGUGUGAGGAGAGACGUGGAGCUUCAUGGACGUCUGAUCAGUCUGGUGGAGCUUCCAGCUCUGUUCAACACUCAGCUCUCAGAGGAGGAAGUGAUGCGUCAGACUCACCGCUGUGUGUCUCUCUGUCAUCCUGGAGUUCAUGUUUUCAUCAUCAUCAUUCCUGAUGCUCCACUUAAUAAUGAAGACAAAGCAGAAAUGGAGAAAUUAAAGAGAAUAUUUAGCUCAAGAAUCAACAAACACAUCAUGAUCCUCAUAAAGCAGAAUUCAGAGCAUCAGACAGAAAAACUGAAUGAAGAAACACAGUCUGUCAUUCAGAGUUUUGGAGGACGACAUCAGUUCAUUGACCUGAACACACAAGUGUCUGUGUUGAUGGAGAAACUGGAGCAGAUUGUUGAGAAAAAUAGUGGUGUUUGUUUCUCCACUGAGACAUUGUUUGAAGCACAGAUGGAAAAACUGCUGAAAUCAGAUGAAAUGAAGAGGAAAAUCCAUCCAUUAGAGACAUGGUUUCAGUCACAAGACUCAAGAGAAAGAGAAGAUGAACUGACGAUUGUGCUGCUGGGAAAAACUGGAGUUGGGAAGAGUUCAACUGGAAACACCAUCUUAGGAAGAAAAGCAUUUAAAGCAGACAUUUCUCAAACAUCUGUAACUAAAGUGUGUCAGAGAGAAACAGCUGAAAUCAGCGGCAGACGCAUUACUGUGAUCGACACUCCAGGACUGUUUGAUACUGAACUGACUAAAGAGGAGAUCCAGAGAGAAAUCACCAACUGUAUUUCCAUGAUCCUGCCUGGACCACAUGUGUUUCUCUUACUGAUACCAGUAGGACGAUUCACUGAAGAAGAGGAAAAAUCAGUAAAGAUCAUUCAAGGUACGUUUGGUGAAAACUCAUUAAAGUAUAUCAUAGUGCUCUUCACCAGAGGAGACUUUCUGAAGAACAAAAUCAUUGAACAGUAUCUGGGAGAACCUGGAUCUACUCUUAAAAACCUGACUGAAGCAUGUGGAAACAGAUUUCUUGUGUUCAAUAAUGAAACUGGAGACCAAACACAGGUGACUGAUCUACUGCAGAAGAUAGACAACAUGGUGAAAGCAAACGGAGGGAGUUACUACUCAUGUAAGAUAUUCAGAGAGAUGGAAAGACAAAUACAAGAACAACAAAAGAACAUACUGAUGGAGAAAGUGGAGCAACUGAACAGAGAAAAAGAAGAAUUGAUGAUAAAACAUGAAGAAGAAAAAAAGGGGUUGAUAAUGAAAAUGGAGGAAGAUCAUGACAAAGAGAGAAGGAGAAGAGAAGAAAAAUCUAAAAGAGACAUUAAAGAAAGAGAGGAACAAGAGAGAGAGAUACGAGAGGAGAUGAAGAGAGAACGAGAGGAAUGGGAGAAACAGAAACAACAGGAAAGACAAAGAAGAGAAGAAGCGGAGGAGAAAUGGAGAAAGAAAGAACAUGAAAUGUGGGGUGAAAAUUAUCAGAGACUUAAACAAGAGAUAGACAGAAUGAAGAUGAGGAUGGAGGUAGAAAGACAGAAUCAUGAUAAAGACAGAAAGAGAAGAGAAGAAGAGGAUGAGAGAAAGAGAAAGAAAGAACAGGAAACAUGGGAUAAAUAUUACCAGAGACUUGAACAAGAGAUAGAGAGAAUGAACAUGACAAUGGAGGAGGAAAGAGAGAAUCAUGAUAAAGAGAGAAAGAGAAGAGGACUUUAGAGAGAGAGAACCGUAUAAAAAAGAUACAUUAAUGACACUGAGAAACAAGAGAGAAGAUGGGAAAGGAUCUGAAGAAAGAACAAGAGGAACAACAGAAAUUACAAAAUAGGAGAAGAAAUGGAGUAAUAAAGAAAACGUACAGGCAAUAUGGGAUGACUUAGGAGAGAAAGUUCAAACAUGAAGACGAGAGAGUUCAGAUAAACCUGGAAUACACUUAAUAAAUGCACUUAAGUUGCUUUUUGGUAUUUAAUGUAUUUGCUCUCUCUCUCUCUCUCUCUCUCUCUCUCUC
Labeo rohita (rohu) is the source of this 2171-nucleotide messenger RNA. Its product is annotated as GTPase IMAP family member 4-like. Lineage: Eukaryota; Metazoa; Chordata; Actinopteri; Cypriniformes; Cyprinidae. The transcript is spliced from 2 exons. Gene Ontology annotation, molecular function: GTP binding. The coding region runs from base 281 to 1882 and encodes 533 amino acids. The record is from RefSeq and is a predicted model, not a curated record.